UUGAACAGUAUCCAAAGAUGGUAACAGAUAAUGUUGAAUCCAUAGAUAUUUCUCUGAACAUAGAUGGUCUUCCUCUUUUUAAAAGUACAAAUACAGCAUUGUGGCCAAUUUUAUGUGGAAUUCACUUACAACCAAGAAGAGUAUUUCCUCAUGUUUUAACAAUAGGUCCUUCAAAACCUACUAAUCUUGAUUUUCUACAGGAAGCAAUAGAUGAAUUGGACUCUUUACUACAAAAUGGCUUUAAAUUUAACGGUAAAGAAGUAAGAGUGAAGCUAAGAUGUGUAGUAUGUGAUGCACCUGCAAAAGCAAUGAUGAAAGGGAUAAAGUUAUUUAGUGGAUAUUAUGGUUGUGACAGAUGUAAUCAAACUGGUUUCUGGUGUGGACGUAUCACAUACCAAGAUACUGAGAAUAUGCAACUUAGAACAGAUGUUAGUUUUAGAAAUCAAGAUCAAGAAGAACACCAUCACAGACAUUCCCCUUUUUGUCAAUUAAAUAUAGACAUGAUUAAUCAAUUCCCUAUUGAUUACAUGCACCAAGCGUGUCUUGGUGUUAUGAAACGACUUCUUCUAUUGUGGAUGAGGGGGAAAGGGUCACGACGCAUAAGGAUGUCAGCUCAAAACAUUCAAGAUAUAAGUUCAAAGUUGGUACAGUUAGCUGAAUUUAUUCCAAAACAAUUUGCUCGUAAACCCAGAAGCUUGUAUGAAAUAGACAGAUGGAAGGCAACUGAAUUCAGGCAAUUUUUAUUAUACACGGGGAAAAUAGUUUUGAAAGGAAUUUUACGACCAGAUUUAUAUGCUCAUUUUAUGUCUUUGAGUGUAGCUAUAUGCAUUUUAGUAUCUCCACGUUUAGUGAAUGAACAUGUAAGUUAUGCAAGAAAUCGAUUAAAUUUCUUUGUUAAUGAAGGCAGAAACCUUUAUGGUCAAGAGUUCCUUGUAUACAAUGUCCAUAGUAUGCUUCACAUUUCUGAUGAUGCUGAAAAAUAUGGAGGUCUUGAUAAUUGUGGAGCAUUUGAAUUUGAAAAUUAUUUGCAAAGGUUAAAAAAGAUGGUGCGGUCAGGAAAGAAACCUUUAACCCAGAUAGUGAAAAGAAUUAAAGAAUCACAGACGUAUUUAGCCAGCAUGGAUGCGCAAAGAAAACAAAAUGAAAUAAAAGUCUCAUCUCGGCAAUCUGACAAUGCUUACUUAAUUGGACAAAACAAGUUCUGUCAGUUAUUAUCAGAAACAAAUAAUCAUGAUGAAGACGGCAAUGCUUUAAUGUUGUGCAGAGUAUACACAAGAAAUCAAGCCUAUUUCCAUACACCAUGUGAUUCAAGAAUGAUAGGAGUUUAUAGUUUUGACAAAAGAUAUUCUUCUGUUGAGCAUGUACAAUCUAAAAAACUGGGAAAACAAGCAAUUUUGAUUAAUAAGGAAAAUGAGAGCAAUAUUGUUGUCUUAGCUAUACUGCAUGACUUUUGAUAUGGUAAGGGAUAAUCGAAAUGUUUUGCUGUUGUCAAAUUUAGUGUUCAUUUUCUUACUUAUUUAGGAAAUGACUUAUUGUUCUGAACUUUAGGCAGAUUUUCAAAACAUACCACUCAACAAGGUUGAAAAACACAUCCAAAAUAUAAAACAAGCUGAUGAACUAAGAACAUGCCAUACAGUUUUACAUAAAUUAUUAAGAAUGAAACAUAAUUUGUUUUUAUACACCAUGUACACAAAUGUACAUUUUGUCAUUUAUACAGCCAACAUGUUAGACCUUCGACCAAGAUUAUCUCUAUUCACGACACAUGAUAUUGUUUAGAAUUUGAAUAGAACUCCUGACCAAUUGCUGUCUCAGUCGAUUUAUUCACUGCAUUAUGUCUGACAUGUAUGUUAAUAUACAAUGUAAUUUGUUACAAAAUUUAGAAAUUAAAACUUACUUCCUAUAUGACAUACUUAAAUAUACACUCCAAAAUAAGCAACGUAAUUAAAAUUUGAAUUAUUGAUAAUCUAAUUUUUUAAGAUUUAAAAAACUCGAGCAGAAUAUAGAAAAAAAACUCAUACUGAUGAAUACUUAUGUCAAUUUACGUUACAUGUAUAUGUUGACAUGUUGCUUUGAGGCAGCCAUGAUUUUUUUAAAUUUUUUUUACAGAUCUAUGGCUUUUUCAUAUGCAAUAGUAGAAUUCAUAAAUGAUGAUCCACCAUCAGUAGCAAUUGUACACCAGGGAUGGUUGGAUAGCAAACCAGAUGGUAUGUUUUGUUAUUGGCCGAGGACAAAUGUUUCAUUGAAGGCCAGAAAAGCCGAAAUUGCAGACAAGGAGAAGUGGGUAAAGUAUUCUAUUAGAAUACUUCACUACACAGAUACAUAUGAAAGUGCAAUCCAGAUGUGCAAGGAUGCGCAAUACACAUCAAACUUGUCAAGUGACGAUAAUGAAGAAAUGGGACGAGGUAAAAGAACCAAACAACAAAACUUUGAAAAACAAGAUUCCAAAAGUGAUGCAGAUGAUGAAGAGGAAAUGAAUGUUUCAAGAAAAAAACUGAAAAAAGCUUCGACUCCAACUCCAAAUGCAUCAGUACUUAAUCAUGAGCACUAUAGCCAAAGUACACCUAUCAGUACACCUAUCAGGCCAUUAGGAAAUUCAGAAAAUCAUGAGCUGGAAAGCCAAAGUUCACCUAUCAGUACACCUAUCAGGUCAUUAGGAAAUUCAGAAAAUCAUGAACAGGAAAGCCAAAGUUCACCUAUCAGUACACCUAUCAGGUCAUUAGGAAAUUCAGAAAAUCAUGAGCUGGAAGGCCAAAGUACACCUAUCAGUACACCUAUCAGGCCAUUAGGAAAUUCAGAAAGAAGGAAAGAAAGACGGAGAGAACUUCACUUACUCCCAGAUCUACCAGAGGAAGGUCAAUUAAAUUUACCAGAAAACACAAGCAGUUUUGAACGGAUAGUAUUGAGCACCCUUAAACAUGUGGUAAAGAAUCAAGAAAACAUCCAGGCAGAGCUUGCCCUCAUUUCCGGAGCAGCAGAAGAUGAUGAAAUAGAAGACUUGCUUCCCUCCCCAGUAAAUUCUCUUGAGGAUUUCAUCCAAUGGGGAAUUAAAUUAGAGGAGAAGCAGUGCAGAAAGAAAUUGGCAUCUUUCCUUAUUGCUUUUGGAGGAGCAACAUGUCUAGAAACAGUGAGAAAUAUUCUGAAGAAAACAGUGACUAACAAUGUACUAUCUUUGUACAGCUUGAGGGGAAAAAAGGGGAAAAAGGUCUUUCAGGACCAUAACUUGUACAGAGUUCUUAUAAGAGCAUGUUUAAAGUUGCACAAGUGCAAAAGACAGGAAAUAGAAGAUUGCAUAAUUGAGGUGUUAAAGCAUGCUCCUCAUAUGCCGGGAGGACCUAAAUACAAGAAACCAGCUUCAAGAAGAAGAGAUAUAUCAGACUCUGAAUAAAUAAUAUAUGAUAUAAAUGUAUAACACUAUAUGAUCUAAUUAUUAAAAUAU
Messenger RNA from Mytilus trossulus (common blue mussel), 3436 nucleotides. RefSeq lists its product as uncharacterized. Lineage: Eukaryota; Metazoa; Mollusca; Bivalvia; Mytilida; Mytilidae. Bases 2021 to 3385 code for a protein of 454 amino acids. The record is from RefSeq and is a predicted model, not a curated record. The transcript is spliced from 13 exons.